AAUAAAUAAAUAAAUAAAUAAAAGAAAUUGGAGUAAUGUAAUAAUAAUUAGAAAAAGAGGAUGGACAAAUGGUUCUCUCAAAAUCGCUCUCAUUCUAAUCCUAAGACUAAAUUUGGAGAGAAAUCAUUUUGUGGCGGAAAUUUUCAAAAAUCAAUUCCAACGAACGAACCACAAAUUCCUUCAUAGAGAGAUGCGGAUUAACACAGACAAAACCAAAGAAGUGUUCGGAUGUCAAGAAAUUCAAACAAAAUCCCUUAAAUCUCAUCAAUCAUUCAACUAUCCAUCUCCAAAUUUCCCCAUUCCCGAACCCACAAUCGAAGCCCUAACAAAAAUUUCACUCACUUCACAUUCACUGAGAUCCUGCACCAAUGGCGAGCAGCGACAUCGAAAUCGGAGGCCGGGGGGCGGCGUCGAGGAAAGACUAUUUCGAUCCGCUUCCGGCGCCGAUGAUCGACAUGGAGGAGUUCGCGAAAUGGUCGUUUUACAGAGCUAUCAUUGCUGAGUUUGUGGCGACUUUGUUGUUUCUGUACGUCGUCGUUUUGACGGUGAUCGGAAAUAGUAGCCAGACGGACCCGCUCAACGGUGGGAAUGUAUGCGCCGGAGUUGGCCCCGUAGGAAUCUCGUGGGUCUUCGGGGGUAUGAUCUUCGUCCUCGUCUACUGCACCGCCGGAAUCUCUGGAGGGCACAUAAAUCCAGCAGUGACAUUCGGAAUGUUUUUAACAAGAAAGAUAUCGUUGGUCCGAGCGUUGCUCUACAUCAUAGCUCAGUGCAUAGGGGCCCUAUGUGGGUGCGCCUUGGUCAAGACAUUGCAGAGAGAUCGUUACAACCACUACGGCGGUGGUGCUAAUCAGCUCGUUGAUGGUUAUAGCCGAGGCACUGGCCUUGCUGUUGAGAUUGUGGGCACCUUUGUUCUUCUGUAUACCGUCUUCUCCGCCACUGAUCCCAAACGCAAUGCUAGAGAUUCCCAUGUUCCUGUCUUGGCUCCACUCCCCAUUGGCUUUGCUGUCUUCAUGGUUCACCUCGCCACCAUUCCCGUCACCGGCACUGGCAUUAACCCUGCUCGAAGCUUCGGUGCUGCCGUCAUCAUCAACAAUCAUAAAGUUUGGAAAGAUCAUUGGAUUUUUUGGGUUGGGCCGCUAAUUGGAUCAACAAUUGCUGCAAUGUAUUAUCAAUAUGUUCUUCGAGCCUCCGCCGUGAAAGCAAUCGGAUCUUUUAGAAGCUCACCGCCAACUCAUUAAAAUCAUGGACAUAAGUUUUUGUUUUUUUUCUCCCUAUCUUAUUAUCUUUUUUUUUAGUAGUAGAGAAGAAUACAAAUGAGAAGAUGAUUUUUAUAUAAUCUUUUUCCCUCCCCAAGUAGAAAGGUAGAACAGAAGUGUUUUUUUCCCCAAAGUGAAUUCUUUGUUUAAAAUAUGAUUUUGUAAUUUUGGGUAGUGAAUUGCUAGAUUGGUGUACUAUUGAAUGAAUGGUUUUAGUUCUCAAUUUUUGAA
Molecule: messenger RNA, 1487 nt
Organism: Cucumis melo (muskmelon)
Lineage: Eukaryota; Viridiplantae; Streptophyta; Magnoliopsida; Cucurbitales; Cucurbitaceae
Gene: PIP2-8
Product: aquaporin PIP2-8
Biological process (GO): transmembrane transport
Cellular component (GO): plasma membrane
Molecular function (GO): water channel activity
Source: RefSeq, marked validated